Symbiodinium natans is the source of this 501-nucleotide messenger RNA. The record is from the annotation of a GenBank genome assembly. Lineage: Eukaryota; Dinophyceae; Suessiales; Symbiodiniaceae.
AUGAGCGGCUGCGCUGGUGGCCUGGAUGCUUUGGACUUCCUCCACCGGCUGCUGCAGGGCAACUACGUCACCCUUGCCCUCCCUUUCAAUGAGAACCUAGCGCUGAAUCUGGAGGUCUUCAGUGCAUGGGUGGCACCGGUGGCAGAGAUCGUAGGUGCGCGGCUAGCUUGGGGCUGCUACUUGAACCCAUCAAUGCUUUUCGAGACGCCCAGUCCGCAAAUGUUGUCGAUGAGCAGUCAGUACGGGCAGCCUAUCUUCCAUCCUGGCCAAUUUCCAGCUGGAAUGUUCCGCACAAUGCCUGCACCUUCGCGCCCUGAUCCAAUGCGCACACGGAUGCCUGGUGGAUCUGGUGGCAUGUGGGAGGAGAUGGCUUCAAUGAUGCCGGGGUGGCCAGGCGCCAUGGAUGCUGCGGGGGACUUAGUUUGCACAUGCCGCGGAACAGAAGAUUUUCGCGCCACAGCACUUACAGCAGGACUUCAGUUGGCCUGGCAGCACGGAUGA